AACAUAUCAAAUCACUUGCAACGUACCAUCAUUCUCUCCUUUUGAAUAUUUUAUUAUUCACAAGAGAAAAAAAUGAAACACCCCUUAAAGUUCUUGUUUAUUUAACUUAGUGAAGGAGUAUUAGUAUUAUUAAAUAAUUGUUUUCUUACAUAUAUAUUUGGGAUUUUGAUUUUUGAAGACAGAUGGAGUUCUGGGCUUCAAGGGUUCACUCUGCCAAGAGCUUUUCUGCAGUUCACUCUGCUCACCUUAACAACUCAGAUGAUAUGGGAGAUGAUGAUAUGAGAGCUUGGUUUCCUUGCCCCUUCUGUUAUGUGGAUAUCGAGGUUCAGGCAAUUUGUGUCCAUCUACAAGAAGAACACUGCUUUGACCUAAGAAACGCGGUUUGUCCGAUUUGUGCUGCAAAUCUGGGGAAAGAUGCCACAGCACAUUUCACAACUCAGCAUGCUCAUUUGGUUGAGCGGAGAAGAAAGUCCCAAAAAUCGGGUUCAUGGAGUAACAAUUCAAUGGGGCCUAGCAAGAACAUGCGAGAAAUGAACUCAUAUUAUAGUCAACAACAGAUGAAUGGUAGAGGUCAUAUGCAUGAAAGUGUACCUGAUCCGCUCCUCUCACCAUUUCUGUGCACUAUACCUUUGCCUGAUCAAGAAACUAAGGUAGAGGUAGAUGCAGAUAUAUCCCGCACUUCUGAAUUAACCACCUCUGAGGCUACAAGCACUAAGUCCGCUGUAUUAGAUGAAGCUCAAGAACAGGAUUACAGAGAGCGGACACAGCGUGCUGCAUUCACUCAGCAGUUGAUCUUGUCCACCAUAUUUUAGUCUGUCCGACACCCUCUGCAGAAUGUUUCCAGAUUUGUGCCCGAGUCUGAAUUUUACUUCAUAAUCUUCAGUCACUUUCCUGCUGCACAUUACCUCGAGAUGCAUCAACGUUCAUCGAUUUCCCUAUGAAGCAGCCAUAUAAUGUCUGUUAAAAUCAACAACAAUGUAUAUCUACAAAGUCCAAAGUAGUAUCAUGCAUCUAAUCUUCGAAUGCUCUUGUAAUUCCUAGUCUUACUAUAGUAAUACUCUAAUUCCAAAGUCUCUCCACUCUCCAGUGAUGUAUGAAUGCAGCUGUUUCUAUAUAGCUUAAAGAUGAAUUAGCCUC
Messenger RNA from Daucus carota subsp. sativus, 1137 nucleotides. Its product is annotated as protein DEHYDRATION-INDUCED 19 homolog 5. Bases 183 to 812 code for a protein of 209 amino acids. The record is from RefSeq and is a predicted model, not a curated record. The transcript is spliced from 5 exons. Lineage: Eukaryota; Viridiplantae; Streptophyta; Magnoliopsida; Apiales; Apiaceae.